AACCCAUACGUGAAACCGCCUUAUUCGUAUGCCACCCUGAUUGGUAUGGCUAUGAAAGAGACACAGAAACAGAAAAUCACACUGUCAGCUAUUUAUAACUGGAUUACGGAUAACUUCAUGUAUUAUCGUAUGGCUGAUCCCAGUUGGCAGAACUCCAUACGCCAUAAUUUGUCUCUUAACAAGUGUUUCGAGAAAGUUCCGAGACGCAAAGACGAACCUGGUAAAGGUGGUUUCUGGAGAAUAAACCCGGAAUUCAGUGACAUGCUUGAAAAUGGCAUUUUUAAGAAACGUCGU
Lottia gigantea (owl limpet) is the source of this 294-nucleotide messenger RNA. RefSeq lists its product as hypothetical. Lineage: Eukaryota; Metazoa; Mollusca; Gastropoda; Lottiidae. The record is from RefSeq and is a predicted model, not a curated record. The annotation marks the transcript as partial. Gene Ontology annotation, molecular function: sequence-specific DNA binding; DNA-binding transcription factor activity. Gene Ontology annotation, biological process: regulation of DNA-templated transcription. The transcript is spliced from 2 exons.